Molecule: messenger RNA, 1818 nt
Organism: Tripterygium wilfordii
Lineage: Eukaryota; Viridiplantae; Streptophyta; Magnoliopsida; Celastrales; Celastraceae
Product: protein IQ-DOMAIN 14
Exons: 4
Coding region: 111-1586 (491 amino acids)
Molecular function (GO): protein binding
Source: RefSeq, a predicted model, not a curated record
CUUCACUGCCAAACCGAAGCCUUGUUCACACUUCAUAGUCCUCUUUCUCUUUCCUGUGUAGAAUGCAGCACUAAAACCAUUUUCUGUCUAUCAGCGCCACUAACCGGAAAAUGGGCAAAGCCACCAGGUGGUUUCGGGCCAUUUUGGGCCUGAAGAAGUCCGACACGCCGUCUUCACAAUCCACCACUGCCCGUUCCAAAGAGAAGCGUCGGUGGAGCUUUGUCAAAUCAUACCGGGAAAGAGAAAACCACAUCCACAACAACGCAACUGCCAAAACAGGUUCUCUGUACGCGCCAGAGGCUGUGACAAUCCAGGAGUACGAGAAAAAGGAUGAAGAGGAGGACGACGCGAACAACCACGCGAUCGCAGUGGCGGAGGCGACAGCCGCGGUUGCGGAAGCUGCUGUUGCCGCGGCACAUGCGGCGGCGGAAGUAGUUAGGCUUACCAGCAGUGGCCGGUGCACGACUAACAAUCACCUUAUGUCGUACGCUAGCGGGAAUCUCGGGGUCCCAACAGGAUUCGAAGCGUCGGCCGUUAAGAUACAAGCCGUUUUUCGAGGCUACUUGGCAAGGAAAGCAUUGCGAGCGUUAAAAGGAUUGGUCAGGCUUCAAGCGUUAGUAAGAGGUCACAUUGAGAGGAAACGAACUGCUGAUUGGCUGCAUAGGAUGCAGGCAUUGAUGCGAGCCCAGGCACGAGCUAGAGCAGGUCGAGUCAUGACAGUGGUCGAGUCCUCCCAUUCAAGUAGCAAGUCGUCUCAUUUGUACCAACCUGGUCCACCAACCCCUGAAAAAUUUGAGCGUCUCCUUCGAGCCAAAGGGACCAAUUGUGAACGGCCAUCACUGCUCAAGAAGAAUGGGUCAAAAUCUACUGGAAGGGUCAUUGUUGAUCAGGACAAACCACAAUCAGCUCCAAGCUGGUCCGAUCAGACGGAUGAACGAUUAUGUGACCAACGAAGGACCUCAACAAGAUCCAAAUCAGUGGAUGAUGAGAAUUGUGACAAGAUCCUUGAAAUUGAUCAUCUAAAAUCCCACUUGUCGAAACGCAAGAACCUCUUCCAUUCUUCUCCUCACUUAGCUGUAGCUUCGGAGCAAUAUAGUCGUAGCUUCACUGCUUCGAAAGACACCACAACCCAUCAAACUGUCCAAAGCUCAUCUUCUUGUGAAGUUCAAUCCGUAAGCUCCAUGAAACUCCCCAUCCAUGACGUGGACGAAGGCGAGUUCUGCACGGCUGAAAAUAGCCCCCAGUUCUUGACUGCAUCAUCAAGAGGUGGUUGCUCUAGAAGCCCAUUCACUACUCCAACUAAAAGUGAUGCUUCUAUUAGCUACCUGAGUGAGUUCUCUGACCAUCCUAACUACAUGUCCUAUACAGAGUCUUCGAAAGCCAAAGUGAGAUCCCUCAGUGCUCCCAAACAAAGACCUCAAUAUGAGAGAUCAAGCUCAACUAAGAGGUACUCAAUUCAUGGUUUUGGUGAAUUAAGGUAUAGUGCCCAGAGGACUUCUGCCCUGCAAGCAAAUUUUGCUAGUAAAGGAUAUCCUGGAUCGGGCCGCCUGGACAGGCUUGGAAUGCCUGUUGGAUACAAAUACUAGAGAGAAUGUUGUAGGAUUUCAUUUCUUUCUGUUUGACCUAAUCUUGCUAACCAUGUACUUGAGAUAUUAGGCCUGUUUCACCUUUGUGUUUGUGUUCAUACAUGUCAACUGCUCCAAGGUUACAAGAAUUUAUGUCAACUGAGGUAUCAGGCCUGUAAAAUCUUUCAGUGGUUUGAUUUUGCUUUAACAAAAAAUUGUUGAUUUGAUGUGGUUAAAUUAGCUGUUUGAAUGA